Molecule: messenger RNA, 1047 nt
Organism: Candidula unifasciata
Lineage: Eukaryota; Metazoa; Mollusca; Gastropoda; Stylommatophora; Geomitridae
Source: the annotation of a GenBank genome assembly
AUGACUGCUAUUGGCGUGAUGAUAUCCAAGACAACUUUGAGUGGGUCUCCGAGUUCCAUGACCAACUUCUGCUACAACGACACCAGCGGAACAGGCAGUGAUUUCCGCAAUGCAGUCCAGCAAAUUGAGGAACGCAGGCUACUUAGAUAUACACAAUUUCCUUCACUGACAGGCAUUUAUGACUGCCCCAGAGAUCAUUCAGAAAAUAAAAUAAAGACAGUCAGGUGGGAAAAGGAAGUAACAUCAACAGUUAAAGCUCCACACAGAGCUUAUGAUAAUUUAAUUGAUCCUAUAUCAGGGUUUGUUAACAAUUACGCUGUUGAUGAUGUAGACGGGAAUAUAGGGAACAUUCCAGUUGAAUCCAUGGUCCAGUUAAUAAAAACACCACAGUAUAUAAUACCAAGAGCAGAAACUUUACAACAGAAGAAAUUAGUUUCCCCAUGUGAUUUAACUGGAUUGAAUACAUGGUCGCCUGGAGCACCGACUGCCUGGAAUAGCAGGAAGACACAAGAUAUGUGGAUUAGAUCCAAACUUGGAGGCUGGACUAGUGAUGUUGACCCAAGGAAGGCAAACGAUUUAGGAACAAAGCCACAGAGUUCUCUGGAGAAAGAAGAGAGUCAGAAUGUGCAAGAUCAGUUGGCUCUCAAGUAUAUAUACAGUAGCUCUACACAAAGAGGUUAUGAAGAUGUGCCGUGGGAUAGCAUCUUACAACCUAAACAGUGGCCAUCAACAUUAUCCGUGUAUGACAAGCCAGAUCUUGUUCUGUAUCAACGAAAUGCUAAAACCUGCAGCCCAGAAAAGCAACAUUGCCAGAUGUCAAAUGCAAGCACCUCAGGGAUUUCGUCAAGAUAUCCUAACUGCCAGGAUGGUUUAAAGAACUGUGCUUCACUGGAAUACCAAUUACAACAGUCACCGUUAUACAGAUCAUAUGCUCUAGAGAAGCCAUCUUGUGAUCACAGGAGGAAGUCUCGCAUGUCUAAGAUGGUCACCUUAGUUCCCCCAUAUAACCCAUUCAGUGUUGUAGAGAAAGUUCCACUGCAUUCUUGA